CAUCAGAGGAGUUGUGUUCUUGGCUCAGGUAAAUUUUAAACCAGAACGAAAUUGACAAAUAACUUUUAAGAAUAUUUAGUACACGUGUAUACUUUUCAAAGGUCACGUUACUAAUAGAUCGAAUAUAUUCACCCACGUUAAAUGUGCUUUAACUACUAUUAUUUUAGUGUGUACUAAAUAAUAUUACUUCAAGGUAUCUUCAACUAAUGUAUUUACCUCGAUUUCUAAAUUCAGUCAUUAAAAUAAGUACGGGAAGAAGAAUGACGUCACAAUUGCCACUGUUCAUUGAAGGCGAAGUUAUCAAAGGUUUUGGAAGAGGAUCUAAAGACUUAGGAUGUCCAACAGCAAAUUUUUCCUUAGAUGUAGUAAAAUCUUUACCAAACGGAACUCAACCUGGUGUUUACUAUGGGUGGGCUCAGAUUGACUCUGGCUCUGUCCAUAAAAUGGUUGCCAAUAUCGGAUGGUGUCCUUUUUAUAACAAUAAAGAGAUGUCAAUUGAAACACAUGUUAUGCACAAAUUUGACACCGACUUUUAUGGAUCAAACCUCAAAAUAUGUAUUGUUGGUUACUUGAGAGGAGAAAAGAACUUCAAAUCUUUGGAAGACUUGAUAGAAGCCAUUCAACAAGAUAUUAAAAAUGCCGACGAAGAGCUAGAUCAUGAAGACGCCAGAAAUUUAAAAACUAAUUCGUUUUGGAACAGAGUACAGUGAGAAUUCCGAAUUUUACAUCACAAACCCUGAUCCAGGCUUAAAUAGGAAAGUGAAGCAAAAGAUUGUGAGGAAACCGGACUAAUCCCAAUAGGACCCUUUAUCCUCUGGGUUGGAAGGUUAAAUGGCAGUCGCUCUCGUAAAAACUAGUGUCCACGCCAAAUCUUGGGUUUUACGGCAAUGCUGCCAAAUCGGACCCCAAGCUCCCAUGUUGAUUGCACAGCACGAAAUGUGAUAAUUAUAAUAAAAUUGAACCAUACUUGGACAUUUUCGGAUAGCUUUGUAGACUCGUCCGGCCUGGAAAAGGUUAAUAGCAUUAUUUAAUGAAUCAUGUUUUAUGGAUAAUGAUUAUGGCUAUUAUGAAUUUAUUAUUUUGACUACAAUACAGUGUAACAUAUACUCGAGUGAUAAGGUAGAAGGUACAUUCAAUCAUGUUAAGUAAUUUCGGCAGAUGGGGUAAAUGUCCUGCUUUAAACGCGACCAGGGGUUUUCAAAGUGUGGGGCGCAGCAGCAUAAUAAGAGGGGUACGGGGCCGUGGGCCAACUUUCAGGUUCAGUAAUGUGUGAUGUGUCCGCUUGUCACAGGGGUGGGAGGCGUGGACAUUUCCUUUUAGGCAACAGGGAGACGUGUCUAAAAAAAAAAAAAGUUUGGGAACCCCUGAUCUAAUAAUCUGAAUACAUAAUUUACUUUCAAAUGUCUUGCAUAGAGGACUAACGUCAUGUCACCUCUACUUAUGCCUAUAAAACUAAGUGCCAGCCCUGGCAUAUUCCUGUGAAGUACCUACUCUCCAGACCUCAUUUACAUUGAUACCACGUGAAAUAUCCAAAUAUUUUUUAGACGCCUCCAUGCCAUUAAUUAUUUAGGUAUAUUAGUGAAAUGCUAAGCCCACGCCUUUUAAACUCUUCACGUUUAUAAUGAACGCUUUUAUCUCGCACGUAUGAAGUAAUUUGUUUACACUGUAUUGUUCAAUUACGAGUAGAUAAGUACUAAGUAGUUAAUAUAAAUUGUUGAUUUAUGAUUAUAGACAUUAUAGUUUAUUUUAAUGGUUAAGUUUUAAGUAUAUGGCAUUGCCGACGUACAUAUGUAGAUAUUACCUCUAUAUCCUAUAUCGAGGGUUUACUGGUGAAACCCGAUAAAUCGAGAUAAUUUGUCCUUGAAAUAACAAAAUACAUAUAACCACGCCUGUAUCCCAUAGCGGGGUAGGCAGAGCACAUGAACUACUAAGUU
Molecule: messenger RNA, 1934 nt
Organism: Leguminivora glycinivorella
Lineage: Eukaryota; Metazoa; Arthropoda; Insecta; Lepidoptera; Tortricidae
Gene: Rfk
Product: putative riboflavin kinase
Exons: 3
Coding region: 207-710 (167 amino acids)
Biological process (GO): FMN biosynthetic process; riboflavin biosynthetic process
Cellular component (GO): mitochondrion
Molecular function (GO): riboflavin kinase activity
Source: RefSeq, a predicted model, not a curated record